AUGCUCAUACGUAACAUAAUGCCAAAAUCGAUCGUUUUUCUUAUCUUAAUCUUAGAAGCUUGUCUGAUUAAUGCACUAACACCCAACGGGAACAGCUAUGAUGAUCACGGCGUUAAAUUAGCUGCAAACGACUACAUGAUCGUCGAAGCUCAAAAUAAUUUGUCACAAUUUUCUGUUCAGUUUUACAAUAGUCAAUUGACACUGUUUGAGAAAUACUGUUCGAUACCGUAUGACAAAACGUCUGCAAUUUACGACGAACCACCUGUUUGGAUAAACGAUGGUAUGUUCUGGGACUACGGUUAUUAUUAUACAAAUAUAGGAGGUAUAUAUAAAUGGCAGCCUAAUAUCACAUAUAUAAAUACAUCACAUUGGAGUCAAAGUACUGUUUCUUCCACAUCAGAUGAUUUUAUUUACAGUGUUGCAGUCGGUAAACACCAAAAUGCAGGACAAUCGUAUUUUGUCUUUGUGGGUAUAAAUCUGAACACAUCUUUAUAUGGCCCAUAUCGUGGUCCAUUUAUCGGAUCGGUCGAGAUCGAUUCCACCACAUGCGGAUCCAAUUAUGACAUAAAACUUUUGCCUUUUGUACAACCUGAAGAAUUUUUUGUCGUAGGAAUUGAUCUCAAUGGAACUCUUGCUUACGGCUUUGCUACCAGUUUCAUUGUCCUCUACGAUCCCAAUGCGAAGGUCAAUGUCUCUUGGUCAAGUCAAGAAACAUGGAAGGACGCCUUCUCUCCACAUGCGGUUGAAAUCGGAGACGGUUUUGCGGUUGUUGCUGGAUUUCUGAACGGUGGGGAUAAAUACACUCCCGUUGUUUAUCUGUUAACUCUUCAUUCGUGUCUCAGUGUCCUCAACUGGACUUGUAUGCAACAAAAUGGUAAGGUGAUCUACCCUUAUACUCCAAAUUCGUGGCAAUGGCGUAUAGCUCUGAGUACUAGUAACCCAUCGGACACGUACGAUCCUAUGUACGACUUCUCUAUCUCUAUAAAUGAUGCGGGAGCUGUUCUUGUUGGAAUGCAGUUUCUCAACACUGUCUAUCUUUUCAAUGUCUUAAAUAGUACAAUACUUAGUCUAGUGAGUAGUCGAACAAACGGUAUCAUACCAAUGAUUGGCUUCGGUAAGGCAGUGGCGUGGUGUGAUUCAAAUACAGCCGUUAUACUAUCGAAUAACUAUUCAACAGAUUAUCUCACUUGGCGAUCGACACAAAUUGAAAUAUAUGAAAUAAGCAACGGUUUCAGUAGUACCACUGAUCCUUUUUCAUUCUUUCCUACUACUCAACAGCCAUUGUGGACAAAAAUGAAUCCCAUAUUUCUUACUAUCGUCUCCACUGCAACCUCCGUCAUUUUUCAAGACAUAUCUGGUCAAGUAUACGUCCUCUUCUCGGCAGAAACGGGGCAAUUCGCGGACACAUCAAUCGGUAUUUCCACCGAUGCAGCAUCCCCAAUCUACUUCUCAUCGGUUAUCUACUGUCUUGCUGGCACAUAUAAGAAUAGUUCAGGUGGUAGUAAGGACAUGUUUCGAACCUGUCGCCUAUGUCCUUUCGGAACGUAUAAUCCUGGUAUUAUUUUAAAUACUAGUAUUGAUUGUGCACCGUGUGACAACGAAACAAUGCUUUGUCCACUUGGAGCUGUUGCUGAAACUGAUCCAUCCGAACUGUAUGAAGUGAGUCAAUCUACGACUUAUCCUCAGUCUCCAGAGAACACAGUUUUUGACGAUAUCUUAAUGCAAAAUAUGUUUAACGUCGAUUUUUCAAAUUGUUUAAUGCUUUCUCCAUUUUUCUGGUCUGCUGUUAUGAUUGGAUUUGCCGGUGUAAUGCUUAUGUUGAUGGGAGCAUUGAAAUUUUCGGUCAAAUGUAAAAAGUUUCGACAACUAUUCAAGCGAAUUUUUCGUCAAACAGAUUUGAUAGGUGAGGGAGAACUAUGGAUAGGUGGAUUGUUAUCAUUUUCGAUUAUUGUUCUGGCUGUGUUUGCUUAUAUGUUCAGUGAUUCGUAUUUGAGGCAGUAUCCAAUCGAAAACGUUGGAGACGCCAAUUUCUCAUGUGAUAAAACGCUGCGAAAUGCGAAAUUCAGCACGAGUAUGCAGUCACUGGGAACACCUCCGACUGAGGAGCUGAAUGUCAUCUUCGACAUGUUGGAUAAUCAAAACUUUACGUUGCAUGUCGCAUUUAUUAAUACUGUCCUCAAUUAUGAUAGUUUGACCGUGACCCAGUACACAGGGUCUAUUCCGUCUUCUCCAGAUAAAGUCGGUUCCAGUAAUAAUAAAACGAUGUACGUUGCUGUUAAUGUGACAUCUCAUCUGUUCAGUAUUCAAUUUAACACCAGUAGCUCGAAUACUACUGGAGUAAUUCGUGUUGGCCUCACUGGUGAUGCUAUUUCCAAUGGAUCGUAUUAUGUUCGAAAAUUAGAAUUCUAUCAAUCGUACUACGUGGACAAUCGAACGCUGACACAGGAUCCCACUAUUAGCAUAGAACUCAUCAAAGUCAUUAAUCAAACUGAACCUCUUUUUUCGACGCAGACAGUUAACUACAGUGGGCUGUGGAUACCAACAUGGGGUUACAAUAAAGACGCUGCAUUCUACACGGAGGAACAAUACAAUCAGUUUCAUACUCAACCCGCAACAAUAUUAACAAUUACAUUGUCGGAAUCAACCUACUACAUUUUGAAUGUCCAAGAACCAAUUGCUAAACAGGCUGAAAUCAUUUUUCACUGUCUUCUAUUUACGAUUGUCUGUUUGGAAAUCUAUGGUCUAGUAUUUGUGAUAUUCAAACUGAUUCUCCUGUCUAUAUUUGAAGCUAUAGUAAAACGUUUCUUUCCAUCGAAUAAAGUUGGAGUCAUCGAAGAAACUGUAGAACUUGAAUGUCCAAAGCAGCCCACUAUGACUGGAAGAAAAUGGUAUGAAUAUAAGAAAACUGACAUGGAGCGAAAAUGGUACAAACAAGAAGGAUCAGAAAUAUGGGUUACAAAUGAAAAGGCUACGAUACAACCUUCUAGAAGAAAAGGAUGGCCAUUAAGCUGGACGCGCAAGUCAUCAAAGCCAGUGGCACUGUCAAAUAUUUCAACCUAG
Didymodactylos carnosus is the source of this 3060-nucleotide messenger RNA. The record is from the annotation of a GenBank genome assembly. Lineage: Eukaryota; Metazoa; Rotifera; Eurotatoria; Philodinida; Philodinidae.